GGGAAGCCACGUGACCCGCCGCGGUGGACCCAAUCAGCGCGCGUCUCUGCGAGAUUCAAAUAGCAGGCGGCGGUUGGUGUCGUGAGCGCGCAGCCAUGGCGCACAAGCAGAUCUACUACUCGGACAAGUACACGGACGAGCAUUUCGAGUACCGGCACGUGAUGCUGCCCAAGGAGAUCGCGAGAAUGGUUCCCAAGACGCACCUCAUGUCCGAGGCGGAGUGGCGCAGCCUGGGGGUUCAACAGAGCCACGGCUGGAUGCACUACAUGAUCCACGAGCCAGAGCCACACAUUCUGCUCUUCAGGCGGCCGCUACCAAAGAACUAACAGCUGCUCCUGCCGCCGCCAUCGCCACCCGUCCCGUGCGCCCCACUCUAUUUACGGACUCUACUGUGCGACUCGCUGCUGGUGCCUGGGCCACCGCAACUCGGGAGGAAGUGGAAGUGUCGGAGGCCGGCACGAAGCGAGCAAGCACGGAUUCUCGGCGACCCCGAGUCUCUCCCGUCCCCUCCGUCGCCCGCCAGUCAUGAUGAACCAACGUGUAGCCGUCGCGCCGGACGGGAAUCUGCCCCCCCCCCACCUGCCGCUGUGACCCCACAGCCCCCUCGCUGUGGGUAGCGCUGGCGGUGCUGUGGCCCCCUUGAUGGUUUGUUGUGUUCUUCCGCUAGGGUGGCCCCACACACGUCGCUGUUACUUGAACGUCCGAACGCGUUGUUCCCCCCCCCCCCUCCCCUUUCCUCACUGCUUUGUUUGCCGUGCGUGUCGUCGUUCACGCCUGUUUGUCGUUGAGCUGUUCAUGUCGCUCGUUAUCUCGCGUGUCCCGCGCUGGAGGGAAAGCUGCCCUCCCGUGUGACAUUGGGUUGCCCCUCGUCUGCCCUUUGCCGCCUCCCUGUGCUCGCUCGCCGUAACUUUCCCUCCACAUUUCUGCCUUGAGUCGAAGAGAAAUGUGUAUAACACAAUAACCUUUGGGACCACUCGUGACGAGGAAGUGUAUUGUGAUUGAUCAAUAUUACGCUUCUCCGUUGUAAAUUAGUGCUGUGUGUCCUGACAUUGUAGAACGUAUCUUAGUGUUCGGGCUUCUUCCACUGUAGGGUUAGUGCCAACUGUUAAAAAUGUAUAAUUAAUAAAUGUGCAGAUAAGUCA
Molecule: messenger RNA, 1142 nt
Organism: Petromyzon marinus (sea lamprey)
Lineage: Eukaryota; Metazoa; Chordata; Hyperoartia; Petromyzontiformes; Petromyzontidae
Product: cyclin-dependent kinases regulatory subunit 1
Molecular function (GO): cyclin-dependent protein serine/threonine kinase regulator activity
Source: RefSeq, a predicted model, not a curated record